Molecule: messenger RNA, 1454 nt
Organism: Cuscuta europaea
Lineage: Eukaryota; Viridiplantae; Streptophyta; Magnoliopsida; Solanales; Convolvulaceae
Source: the annotation of a GenBank genome assembly
AUCACAUUCACGCUCUUUCUCCAUCUCUUCUGGUAAUCCGAAAUCUCUCUCUGUAAAUCCUGAGAAACCGUCAUGGCCACCGCUGGGAAGCUGCAGACGCUCCUCCUCAUCCUCAUUUCCGUCGUCAUCUCCACAGCCACUGCAUUGGCCGCCACCUCACCGCUUGACUUGUCUCCGUCGCUUUCAUCUUCAUCACCGCAGUCUUCUCGUCCCGGAGAAGAGGUUUACACGCCUCCUCUAGUUGCCACAAUUCUCUUCACACUAGGCUUCCAGGAGCUGUCUACAGCGGCCGUCAAGGCGAAUAUCUCUGCUACAACGCCGAUCACCAUAUUUGCUCCGGCAGAUUCAUCGCUGGCCACCUGUCCUACAUGCUCUCUCCCGCUACUCCUACAAGAGCACUCUGUUCCAGGACUCUAUCCGCUUCACUUUCUCCGCAAGCUCGCCUCCGACACUAAAAUUCAAACUCUAGCUGAAAAUCGCUGCCUCACCAUCACGACGACCAUCGGCGGAGUGCCUCGGGAUCAGGAUCCGGGGAAGGUUUUCGUCAACGGCGCCGAAAUCGUUCAGCCGGACAUCUUCCACAACGCCGUUAUGGUGAUUCACGGUGUCGAAGGCUUCCUCACUCACCUCUCGACGAAGUCGUGUAACAUGGAGGAGAUGACGACUAUGUCCUUCCCUCCGCAGUCGCUGGUGUCGGCUUCCGGAUCUGGAGCGAUGAUGAUCUCAAUUAUGCGCCUUAUGCAAAACGACGCCAUUAUCCGGCUGGAGAGCAUCGGUUACAGAAUCGUUGCUCUGGCGAUGAAAGUGAAGUACGCCGAGAUUUCGAGGCUCAAGACGAUGACGGUGUUCGCUCUCGACGACGCCAAUCUCCUCACCGGUAACGGAUUACUCUAUCUAUCUAAUUUUCAUUUCCAUGUUGUUCCAAAUCGGAGAAUCCUUGCAUCUGAGCUGGUGACUCUGCCUACCGGGACUGUUCUGCCUACCAUGGAUAAUGAGCAGAAGCUUGUGGUGACCAACCCCGGCGGCGGAGGGGCGCUUGUGCCGUUGAGGAUAAAUUACGUUAGAGUGGUGACCCUAGAUCUGCUCCAUAACAGCAGGAUCGUCGUCCAUCAAGUGUCCGCGCCGUUUCCUCAUAUGGUUGACCAGUCUCAGUUCAGCGUUUCCCAGAUUCAGCAGACAGGCUGCGAUGUUAAUUCCACUGAAGGCAUAUGUAACAUUGGCUAUCAAGCUGCUCCGGUAGGUGCUCCUUCGUUUCCGGUGCAACCAGAAGGCCAUUACGGUCUCUGAAAUAUGUCAACGAUGGUUAGACUACUUCUGAGUCUCUGCUGGAUCAUCUAUAACUUCUGUAAUGUCUUGAAUCGGAAAUCUUUCUAUACGUUGCAAUUUUGAGUUGAAAAAUCCCUGUUAUAAGAAGUUACUAAUUGAAUAAUAAACUUCCAUACAAUCUGAUUCUC